AGGCCGAUCUCGUUUGUCUGACGACAUGUUAACUUUAGCUGUAUACAUUAAAUUAUAAACGGAUUUAUUCGCAGGAAAAAUGGUUUUGUGACUCGCGCUCAGGUCCUCGGAGUGCGUUAAAUAGUUUCUGGUACGCGGAAGACGUGGAAAAAGCGCGAUAAAUCGACGUCGGGUCUCGAUAAAGUCGAUUUUGAGACAGGGUGUAUCGGGUUGUAGUUUUUACGGGUCCCGUCAGGAGCAAAAUCGCUAUCAAAACGGAUAAAAAAUUGACCGAAAUCUAUUUUUAAAUGCGCCUUUCUGUUGUGUUACAUUAAUAUAUAUCUGUCUCUACGGUCUAGGCUAUUUUCGCGAUCCCGCAGGGUAAAAAUAGCCGCGGUGUCUGCCGACAGUGGCCUGAGGAUGUUGCCGCGAGGCCAUUUUUCAACUCGAAUUUUUGGCUAAUUAUUUUUCACUUUGUGCGAAUUUUCGAACGGUUUUAUUUACUUUCUCCAGUGUCCCAUAGGAUUACCUUUUACAUUACCCAUCGGACAAUCUCAAUUUCGUCCCUUUAGGUGUGAUUUUCCAUCAAUUUCAAACCCAAUUUCCAUCACUAGUAUCCACCCAAAAUUUGGUCAUCACCACAAAGAAACAAAACUAAUAACACUGCCAGUAGAGUAUAGCAGCUAUGAAGACAGCAAUAUUUUACUAUCAGUGAUGCACUGCACCGAGCCGUGAAAGGUAUAGGGAAGUUCCAUUCCUCGGCUAUCCGGACCGGAUGGUCAGGAUCUGAGCCGUUUGCCCAGCAAGCUAACCACGGUGGCUUCAGGCCCGGAGUGUGGCCCCGUGGCCGCCGAUAAGGGGGCCGAUUGUUGGUGGUCCCCGCUGGCGGCCAUGGGCUGUUUUGGAGACCGGGAUGCGGGCCAUGCCAAUGAGGACAUACGAUCUCAGAAACGUAUCAGCGACCAAAUCAAUCGGCAACUAGCUAAGGAAAAACAGGUAUACCGGGCUACUCACAGAUUGUUGCUGUUAGGUGCCGGUGAGUCUGGCAAAUCAACCAUAGUAAAGCAGAUGCGCAUUCUCCAUGUAGACGGUUUUAGCGAACGAGAAAAAAAGCAGAAAAUCGAGGAUAUAAAAAAGAAUAUCCGAGAUGCCAUUAUUACUAUUACUGGAGCGAUGUCAACUCUUAGUCCCCCUGUUCAGUUGGAAAAGCCCGAGAAUCAGGUACGAGUCGACUGGAUUCAGGAUGUGGCCACCGGGCCGGACUUUGACUAUCCGCUGGAGUUUUAUGAACAUACCGAAGCUCUCUGGAAAGAUAGAGGAGUACAGUCGACGUAUGAGAGAAGCAACGAAUACCAGCUUAUCGACUGCGCCAAAUACUUCCUGGACCAGGUGGACGUGAUCAAACGGCCCGAUUACACGCCAACUGAACAGGAUAUCCUGCGUUGUCGUGUCCUCACUAGCGGCAUCUUUGAAACGCAAUUCCAAGUCGACAAAGUCAACUUCCAUAUGUUUGACGUCGGUGGUCAACGUGACGAACGACGGAAAUGGAUCCAGUGCUUCAACGACGUGACUGCCAUAAUUUUCGUGACGGCAUGCAGUUCUUAUAAUAUGGUGCUGCGCGAGGAUCCCACCCAAAAUCGGCUUAAAGAGUCAUUGGAAUUGUUCAAGUCGAUUUGGAAUAAUCGCUGGCUGAGAACCAUCUCGGUGAUUUUGUUUCUCAACAAACAAGAUCUUUUAGCGGAAAAGAUCCUAGCUGGUAAAAGUAAGUUAGAAGAUUACUUUGCGGAAUUUACGAGAUAUCAGCCUCCGCCGGAAGUACCUAAUGAAAAUAAUGAGCACCCCGAAGUGUUUAGAGCCAAGUACUUUAUCAGAGAUGAGUUCCUGCGUAUAAGUACAGCUUCAGGCGAGGGCAAGCACUACUGUUAUCCUCAUUUUACCUGCGCCGUCGACACGGAGAAUAUCAAGCGGGUAUUUAACGACUGCCGUGACAUCAUCCAGCGCAUGCACCUGCGCCAAUAUGAACUGUUAUAACCGCCCCCUCGCUCCCUGAACAACAACCAACACACCACAAGCACCACUUGUACCCCUCUUUGUCGUCGAAGCCAGUUUUUGCUGCUGCUACUAAGUUUGGUCUUCUGUGGCAGCGUUGUCACAUUUUACGGGUAAAAAAAAUUAUGUAAAACGACCUUGUUUUCUUUUAAAUAAAGAAAAGGAGAGAGAGAGAGAGGAUUAUUUUUGGCUGGUUUUUUGAGUUUGCUCAAAAAAAAAAUUCGAGGACUUGUUUGCGCGGACCAUGUACAUUUAUUUUUCUAAGGGCGGUGAACGAGUAACUCGCUACUAGCCAUGUGGUGUGCGUGUGAUUUAUGGUGUGUCCAUAGACAUACUUUGAGAGGCAAGUCUCGUAUUUGUUGGCAAUUUAUAAUUGAGAGGCCGUGCUCUACGGUGGGGUCCAAAAGUAUGGCAUAAGUCCAAAAAUGUAAUUUUAAUACUUCGCUUAUUUAUGGAGAAAUGCGCGCUGAUUUUGCAUAUACAAAAUUUCUACUAAAAAUGCAUUUAUUAUUUCUUGAAAAAAACUUUAUUAAGUGUUAGAGUAUAAUCCAAAAAAUGGCUUUUUGAGAGGAAAUAUAAUAUUGAACAAUUGUUUUUACGCAUAUAAUGCCUUUCUACAAUGAUAAUAAAUAAUCGCUCUUGUCUUUGACUAUAUGAAUUAUUCCUUGUUUUAUUUGUGAAUGUUGUUAUUCCAUGCUUUUGCACCGUUCUGUACAGAAAAGGAUCUUUAAUUUGAAUAUUAUAAGAAAAAAAAAAAAACGUUUUUCACAAAAAACUCUAACAACAAAAUUGAGCAUAUUAUACAGGGUGUUACUAAAGGAUUUAUUGUGAUUUGUUAUUUCCCUAAAUAUUUUAAUCGAAUUGACUAAGUUUAACUGUAUACAUCUGGCGAUCAGAAUAUUAAUAAAUAUAAAUGUUCUGUAAACAAAUUUAAGGUAUUGAUAAAUAAAUUUAACUUUUCAGAAAACAGACAUAAUAAUUUGGUAACACCCUGUAUAAGUGUUACAAGCAUAAGGCUGUGUUAAAAAAAACUAAUUGUAUUAUUCGGAUAAGUUAGACAAAGAGAAUUAAUAGACUUUAUGAUAUACAGCAAAGUAAACAUGAAUCGUCGGCAAACAACAAAAAUUCAAUUAGUGAAAAACUAGUGAGUAAAUUAAAGGUCCUUUUAAAGCGACGUUAAAAGAAAACCACUCAAAUUUCCCAUCUCCCAUUACAAUUAAUAUUUGUAAUUAGUUUAUUGAUGUUUUAGCCAAAAAGAAAAGUCCUAUCAAGUAUCUCUGAUUUGUGCUAGGUUUUUGGAUUCAGAUAUUUUUGAAAAAAUCGAGAUAUUGAAAUAUUAUUGUUGCAUCGAACGCACAAAAGCAGCUGUUGAUCUCGGAAAUUUCCAUAACAAUGAAAAUUCUAGCUAGUUCCUAAACAUUUUAUCAUUAUUCUGUUUUUUCAAAAAUAUCCUGCCUUAACCACGCCCUAGUAAAAAUUAAAUUAAAACUUAUCUUCACAAGCUUUCCAAAAUAAAACAAAAUUUUGAAGAGCUAUCAAGUAGUGGCGCUCCUUGUCACUUGUAAUUAUUAAGGUUCUGUCUGUAGGAAAUAAAAAAUUAAUAAUAAUUAUAAAUAAAAAAAAUAAUAGGCGAUUUCAAGUUCGAGACGAGGUCAACAGAUUCAUCUGUGCACAAUCGCUGACAACAUCGCAGUUGCCAGCAUUUCGGGCCAGAUUAUCGUGUUACUUCGGACUGAUUUUAAAAUCGGCUAACUGCGCCAAUUUUGUUUCUUUCUUUUUGACGUUAAUGUGUACGAUUGGGUGUCGGUAUAUAACGCAAAAAAUAAACAUAUACAUAUGUCGCUUUUGUCAAUGAAGAGUGAUUUUUGUUUUGGGGCUUUUAAAAACUUCUUACUAUAUUUUUUUAUGGAAAAAUGGUAUUUCAAAGAGGUGAAAAGUUUGAAAGCGCUGAGUUACACAUUUUGACUUUUCAUGUGGCUUGUUUUGAUGCAAGUUGAUAGAUGCAUUGAACUUUAAUUGUUGGUUGAUUCACAGUGACAGUGAGGGUUUUAGGCAUUAUAGGGAAGAUUGUUAAGAUGGUAAACAUAAGUUCAAUAUAACUAAAGGCAGUUUCAAUUUCAAUAGUUGGCCUGUCAGUAGAUAUCACUUAGAAUCUGGGUAGUAUCGCUCUGGUGAACUGUCAUCACGAGUUUGAAAAAAAAAGAAAGAAGUCGUUAACCUCUCUUUCACAACCGCCGCCAAAUCCUCAUUAUAGUUUAGUGAUUAGAAUCCGGAGAAAAAAAUGGCGGGAAGGGCGGGUGGGAAAAGUGAUAUCUACGGACAGGCUAACUAUUGAAAUUUAGAUAGAACUUCACAGGUAAGUUUGUUUAAUCUAAUAGUUUCAAGACGUUGGCCUGUCCUAUGAUAUCACUUAGAAACAGGGUAGCUGUUGAAAGACUACACUUUUUCCUCCAGUUUCAAGAUAUAAUAAUUUUUAUUUUCAUAAAAAUAUAAACCAAAACAUUCUUCUUAUAAUAUAUUAAAAGCAAAGAUAGCUUCCAUCUAUCAGUUUGCCUAUUUCAGAAGUGCUUUUGCAAAUCUUUUGCGAAGGUCUUUGAUUCUGCAGACCAUCCAGCAGUCCUUCUGAUAUUUUCUAGGGUGAUCCCAUUUGUUAUAUGCUGCAGAUGUAGCAGCAUGUCUUACGGAGUAUGGCCCAAAUGUUUUUGUGUCAACUCCUGUUUCUGCCAACAUGGGUUUUAUCCAUCUCGCAAUUGUUGCUGCGGCAGCUGUUUGAUGAGGGAUUCUUGUUGUAAGGAAGAGAAAUUCUUGUGAUGAUCUGAUACUUGCAGUCUUGUUAAUAUGCGCAGGCGGGAUGCUGGGCAAAUAUUUGGCCUGUCCAAGAAAAAUGGAAGAUGUAGACAUGGGCUUUCCAUUCCAGGUCUAGUAGUCCUUAUAUGAUCAGGCACUAGUAUCUGAAUGCCAUCCUGAAAUAAAACUAUAUUUUCGACUCUUAAUCGUCUGUAGCCUGUGAGCGCAUAUUAAUGCUACUAAAGUCGCAGUUUUCUUUGAAAGUUCUAGUAAGGAAAGGUCCUCAUUAAUUCUUGUAUCUAGGAAGUUGAAAACCAAGUUAGUAUCCCAGAUUGAAUUGUAUCUUCUCUUGGGGAGCUUUGCUCUGAAAAUGCCUUUCAGAAAACGUCUCAUAUUAGGGCGGUUUCCUACUUCAAAUUUAAGAAUUGAUGAUAAAGCUGAGCGUACGGAAUUAAAUGAACCAUAAUUUAAUUUUCCUUGCUUUUGCAAGUAAGAGAAGAAACGGAGAACGUGUUUUCCUGUAGCUUCAAACAAGUCAAUUUUUGUCCUACUGCAGAAUUCUCACCACUUUCUAUAAGCAGUCUUGUACUCAGGGAUGUAGCAAGACAAAUCUGGGCCCUGGUACAGGGUGUCAAGUUAUAAAGUACCAUCACCUGUAACUUUUUUAUUUUUGAUCGUAUAUAAAAAAGUUACAGGUUACUUUAUAACUUGACACCCGGUACAAGACUACAGUGGGCCCCCUUCACCACAUGGACAUAAGAAGGUUCAAAGUAAUUGGGGUGGAGAGGGGGGGGUUUUUAUGCAAAAUGUCGCAUUGCAAAUUCGUAGGCGAGACAUUUUUGGAGGGCUAACAGACAAUAGCUAUUUUUGUUAAAGUAACUAAAAUAUUUAAUACAAGGUUUUUAGCUCGGCUACCGUUCUGAAAGUACUUACUUUCCGGACGCGUUUUACUCAAGAAAGUAUGUCUUUUUCAGUGAUUACUUAGGUCAGGAAGUGACUAUUUUCCGGCCUUGUCUGGAAAGUAUGUACUUUCCAGCCGAAAAACUUUUUCGGACUCGCAGUCAUCCAGGACUCGGCUACGCUUCGUCCUGGAUUUGGGAAUCUUGUCUACUCGUCCAAAAAACCAGCAAUUUCCGGACUCCUCACAUAAUAAAUUUACUGUUUUCGUUGACAAAAUCCCACAAUUCCUACAUCCCACAGGGGAUUCACUCAUGUGACUCUAGUAGGCUGUUCAUUUGUACUGCUUUUCUUGCUUCAAACAGACCUCAGUAGCUGAUCGGCGUUCACUUGGCCCAUAUAUUAUAGGUUCAUAGGUAGCAGCUCCUAGCAGAUCUUCCUGAUUUUUCGAGCAGGUAGAGCAUUGAGGUAGGUAGAGCAAGUACAAGUGAACAGCUGCCGAGUUCGUUUUCUUCAUCUUUUUCGUUGAUUUGCUCCGAAAUUUCGACAGGCACGUGACUGGAUCAGGCAGUUUCAAUCUACAAAUCACGUGCCUGUCAAAAUGUCGGAGCAAAUCGACGAAAAAGGUGACAAAAACGAACACGACUAUUCUAAUGGAUUUCCACGAUUCAGAAUGACAAUUGACAAUAUUAACACGAGUACUGGGACUCGGAGGGCUGACUAAAAAGAAAUCUGUAGAGAUAGAUAUAACAGUUUCCUGUUUUGAUUACAAAUCGCCAAAGCAAAGAAUGAUUGCUUGGGCGCGCGUAAUAUGAUUUUUUUUUAAUUUCCUUGUAUGUUGUGUCCAAAGACUGCAGGACACGCCAGGGCACCAGGUGAUAGUUGGUUCAGCUUCCUCUAGGUUUCCCUUCUUUAGCAACGCUUGCCACAUAACAUUCCUGCCUCCAGGGAAAUGUGUAGAUUUUUUAAUCUGUAAUGAAAAAGAAUGGGAUUAUCCUUAGGCAGUAGGAGUGUGGGAUUCCUUAAUCAAAAGUUUUUUUCAUAUUGGAUGCCAAGGUUGGGAAACCCAUCUAGGAACUACCACAAUUCCUGAGGUCUUGUCAGAGAUAAUAUUAUUAAGUACUCUCAAAAUUAGACAGAAGGAAGGAAAUGCAUAAAGGAAAAAGUUGCUCCAGACACUAUAAAGGCAUCUACUUGCAAAUCAAUUUGGAUCAGGAAACCUUGAAAUAUAUCUCUGGCAUUUGUUGUUUAUAUAGGAAGCAAACAAAUCGAUUUCCGAGUAGCCAAAGGCGUUAGUAAUCUUCAGAUAUAAAUGUUUGUUUAAUUCGAACUUUGUCUCUGGUAGUGAAAUUCGAGAUUUCUUAUCUGCUUCCAAGCUUUCCUUACUAGGUAUAUUUUUCUUUCUUUUUUAAUGUAACUUUAUUUAUGAACUCAAAACAGUACAUGUACAUGACUGGUACCGAGUCCUAGCUUUUAUGUAACACAGAAUUAAAUAUUUGAGGUUAUAUCACUUAUACACACCUGGCAAGUAAACAUCUUACAUGCCAAUUAGGCAAUCCAACGACCUGUCCAAAUGGCGUCUGGUUGGCAAACAAUAAACAAAAAACAUAUGAUUUUUUUUGGCAGGAUUAAGCCUAGUACUUAUAACAGCGAAAUUCUCUCUUUUUGGACAUCACUUCGACAAUUUGACGUUUUAUGCGUGAAUCAAACGUCAAAUUGUCGAAGCAAUGUCAAAAAAGAGCGAAUUUCGCGGUUAUGAGUACUAGGCUUUAUCAAUCUGACACUUUUCUGACAUCGUUGACAUGUAACAACGGGUAUUCUAACCUCAUAAAAAUUUCAAAAUGCCGGCUGGUUGGCAAAAGUCACGUGGUAUGGAUUCCCUAAUUAUGUGAUAGAAUGAAAUGUUUAGAAAAAGUCUAAGGUUAAAUAAAGAACAAAAAUGAUUUCCCCUGUUGAAUCUCCAGUAAAAAGCGCUGGGAAUGUUAGAGGUGGAACAGGGAAAAUUGUUUUCGUUCUGUAUUCAACCUAAGACUUUCUCUAGACAUUUCUAUCGCAUUAAAAUUGGCGUGUAAGAUGUUUAAUUGCCAGGCGUGUAUAGUUACAUAUCUGUAUGUAAACCAAAUUCAAGUAAACUCAAUACCAAAUUAUAAAUUUGGUGUAUCAGUAAUAAGUAUACAAAAGAUAAUAUUUAUACAAACAAUAGGGUUCUUCAAGCAAACAAGAAAAAGAGCAAAAGGAAAAAUAUAAAAGUUCCUGAUUCACAACAAUUUUGUAUCACAAAUGGUGUAGUUACUCUUCGUAUAUUUUCGGGAAUAUUGUUGUAUGUCAUCAUUGCUCUGUUAUUUCCAAUGUUAGUUCUUGAUGAUGUUAUGUGCAGAUUGCCUGUGUAUAAUCUUUUGCAUAAGUUUGGAAUCUUCUAGGUGCACUAUUUGUUCAACUUUCAACAACUGAAUUUCCUUAUAGGUAGAUUAGAGACGCUGGAUAGAGUCUUGGGAGAUGAUAUAGGUAUUUUAUGAAUCUAUUUUGCAGUUUUUGAAUUAGUGUCUUCAAAGAUGCAGCCCAAACAGAAAGCAUGUAUUGAAGAUGUGAUUUGAAAAUUGCGUCAUAUAUUGCAGUCUUUAUGCAAUUGGGUAAAAGGUUUACACAUUUUUUCAUUACACCACAUACACCAACCAGUUUCUUCCUCAAUAAGUUCACAUGUAGUUUGAAUGUUAAGUCUUUUUCAAUAGUAAGCCCCAGGUAUUUGUAGGAGUGAACCAUUUUCAAUGCUGUAUUAUUAAUCUUUAUGUCUAUAGAAUUGAUUAUUGAUUUGUUUUUUUGUUUAAAAGUCAUGAACAGUGUUUUACUUAUGUUAUGUUCAAGUUGUUUUUGAGAAGCCAUUUAUAGUAGGUAGACAAGGAGCGAUUAACGGUCUGCUGUAAGUCUUGAAUAUUUGGAUCCUCGGAAAGCGACACUUAAUGUUAUAUAUUUACAGUUCAGGUUUGCCUUUGAAAGACUGUGCACAUACAAAAGAUACAAUAGAGGUCCCAGGACUGAGCCCUGUGGAACUCCACUGUUUGUGAUAACCACCCCACUAUCGCGUUGAUUGACCAAUGUAUAUUGCUGUCGCUUAGUGUCAUACGAUUUCAUAAGAUUGUAUGCUACUCCUCUAAUUCCCAUACCUUCCAACUUUUCCAAAAGAAUUUCAGUGUUAACGGUAUCGAACGCUUUUUGAAGGUCUAUGAAAACAGCAAUCCCAUAAUUGCCCCUGUCCAAACUACUCGACAUAUACUCGACCAUGUCAACUGCUGCCACCUGCGUAUUUGCAGCCUUUUGGAAGCCAUAUUGUUGCAAAUUGAAUUUAAAGGUUUUUUCAAUAAAGUCACAUAUUUUAAUCUUUAUUAUCUUCUCUACAAUUUUGGACAAAGUUGAUCAGAGCGAUAGAUCUCUUGUUACCAGAUUCAUAUUGCAAUCUUUGUUGUUCAAGCUCCCUGCUAAUAGUGCCUCGUACAUCCCGAAAAUAAGUAUUUGAACAGUCCGCAAUUCCUUGAUCAUCUUCAACUUGCCAUGUUUUACGUAGGUCUCCUUCCAAAUUUUUGAAUAAGUUCAUGUUAAUGUCUCCAAUCAAUAAAGUGGGAUCCUUUAAAUUAUUGUCCAAGUCAUUCAAAUAAAGGAUGUAAUUACCAGAUGGAGGUCUGUAUACAGUAAAUAUUUUGAUAUUAGGAUUAAUAAUUUGUAUUAUUAACCAGUGACAAUUGGAAAUGGAUUUAUUCAUCUCAAUACUGUAUUUUAAAAACUUACCUAUGUAAACUGAUACACCUCCACCUAUAGUUGGUCUACAGUUAUGCUCCACAUUAUACCUAUCAACAUUUUGUGAUUUUGUUUCUUCCUUAUAUAUCCAAUUUUCCGUAAAUACCAAUACUUGAGGUUCAUUAUAGGUUUUUACCAUAGUUUCAAUAUCCUCCAACUUAUUUCUUAAACUCCUCAUAUUGGUAUACAACAAACUCAAGCGAAGUUCUGUUAUAAAUAAAUAUCUAUGUACAGGUUAUUUACAGUAUUAAUCACUGGCCUAGUAAGCCUAGGCCACCAGGUCUUGCUCAGAAUAUAUUCUGAGAGCCCUGCUCAGUUUUUUAAUAAAUAUUUUCCCAUUACUAACAUAAGCAGCUUUAAAAUUAUUUUUAUUUUUAUAGUUUCUUGCAGCCUUAAACAAGCCUUGGUUAUGUUUUGUCAAUUCAUUAUUCAAGUAAAUAUGUUUUUUUGGUUCUGCAAAUUUACACUCUCGUAGUAAUGCUUUCAAUUACUUUUCUCUGUUUAAAUAUUUGUUGUUUGACUUCCAAAGUUUUACAUUUGAUAAGUAUUCGUCUGGUUUCGGCAUUUGUGUUAAUUCUAUGACAAUGAGCAAUAUCUUCCUCACCCAGCUUUAUACCCAUUCCCACAAAUAGCUCAGAUACAGAUUUCUCAAUCGUUUUAGUUUCUUGAAUUGGUAUUCCAGUAACCAAUAUAUUGUUUUGUUUUUCAUACUGCUCUCUUAUAUUUAGUUUAUUUUCAAGAAGCUGCACCCGUUGAUGUAGUUCUUGUUUUUCUAUUUUCUUGUUUACCUACAGUCUUCAUAAAGUUUACAUUGUUGAUCAAACUUUUCGGGCAUAUAUUCAAUGCUAGCUUUCAGAUCUUUCAUUUCACUGUCGUACUGCUUGGUGAUUUUGUCUUCAAACUGCUUGGAACAUUGCACUAAUUUCCAUUAGGAGCUGUUUGUCCAUGUUUUCCUUGGUGUCGAAGCCUGAAUCAAUGUCUCUUUCUUCACACCACUGCCAAAUUUCCCUAGUAAUAUUUGUUAGUUCUGCUGGGAAUUUCACACUACCCAUGCGGUUGAUAUAGGCAAUGGCAGUGAUGUUGUCUACGCGCAAAAGAACAUUUUUAGAUUUGGCAUUUGGAAUUAGACUUUUAAGUGCAAGUAAAAUUGUUUUCAAUUCAAGAAAGUUUAUGUGUUUAGACCACCAUCCAUGAGUGGAGCUAUUGUUCAUGACUGUCCCCCCAACCUGAAAGACUAGAGUCUGUUAAUAUUACCAUGUCAAAAUUGUCUUGCCUUAUUACAUUAAAUGAGUUAUUAAUGGCAUUUUGCCACCAAAAAAUAUCUUGUUAAAGAUUUUUGGGCAAGGUCACUAAUGAAUUAUAAUUAUCAUUGUUUGUCAUUAGUGAUAAGGUUUUCCAAUUCUUUUGUAUAGAGCCAGUCAUAUUUAAGGGCUGGACAAGAUGCUACAAAGGCUCUAAAUACACUAGCAAAAAAUCUAAUAGAAAGAUUUUUUUUAUUAGCAAUUGAACUUAUAGAUUGGAGAUCUUUGCUCUCCUUUCAUCCGUGAGUGAAAUGUGCAUAAGAAUGGAAUCAAAUGAAAAUCCAAGAUAGACGCACUUGUUUUGUGGAUCUAAUUUAGAUUUUUCAUAAUUGACAUUAAAUCCAAGUGAUUCCAAAGAUUGGCAUGUUUUAUGUGCAUUUCGUGAACGCAUUUGUGGAUCUUUAUGAACUAUUAAGUAGUCAUCCAGAUAAACUAUGCAUGUGAUGCUCUCGAAGCGUAGCCAGGAUACUAUAGGUUUAGAUAUUUUUGUGAAGGCAUAAGGGGCAGAUGGUAAAAAUGGUAAAAAUUUCUAUUGGUAGAUCUUUUUGUCAAAUGUCUGUGGUCACUAGCAAUUGGUAUGCUAUAGUAGGCUUUCUUCAAGUAGAUAGUAUACACAUUUUAAAAUGGAUUGGUUCUAAGUAUGAAUUUAGAGUAUUUAAAUUCCUCGGAUUUUUACCUGAUUCAAUAUUUAAGAAGAAGGGAGACAAGUAAGGGUGAAUGGAGGGCUUGAUUUCCUCUAUAACACCUGAUUGUAAAAUCUUUAUAUUACAAGUGGAUAUUUGAUCUUGAUUCUUAUUAGAAUGUGGCCUAAAUUUUGAAAGUUUGAUCUUGGAUUAUCUAGGAAUGGUAAUCUGUAUCCAGAUACCCAUUGCAAGAUUAUUUUAGUUAUUUGUUAUGUUUUUCCAUUUAUCCAAGAACAGGCUUGUAUUCUCAGCUGUACUAACAUCUAAUUUCGUCUGCUCUGCGUUUUGUUUUUCCUCUCCUGAUGGAAUUGGCCCUAUUUGCACCUCGGUUCCCUCCUCCGAGAUGGGCCCCAGGAGUUUAAAGAACCACUUCUGGACUGCUGUUUGGUUGCAUACUGUUAGGGGGAGGCAGGUUUCUUGUUGAUUGUAAGAGGCUUCUGUGUAACAACUUUUAAGGUCUUUAACGAUUUUCCUAGGUCGUCCAGUUUUUUAUGUUUUCCAUUAAAAUCUGAGCCUAACAAAUCAUUGUCCACAUUAUUGCUGAAACUAGCUUCUUUGGCUGAUUUGGACAAAAGUGGAGCUAUAUCGGCCCUUCUAUAGUUGGAGACAUGUGUUGGGUGAGAUUGUCAAAAUCUGCCCCACCUUGUCUGCAUGUUCAAAUGCAUCUUUUUCCCUUUGAUAUUUUUCCUUCUCGUCCAGCAAUGUGUUUGUUAAAUAUCCAACACCUGUGAUUGCUGCUGCCAGGUAUUCCUGCAGCAGACAAUUUAUCAGGCUGGAUAAUUCCGGCUUUAAAGUGGCUACUUUUAGGAAUCUUAUGUUUUCGAGUUUUGGGUACAUAGAGCAAAGAUCCCUAACGGUCUCGUUGCUAGCUCCUCCAACCAAUAGUUUAUCCCAUAUCUUUGCUAGAGAUUGGGGAAGGCUAAUGCCGGUGGUUUCUUUUUUCAAAAGAUUUUCACCCCAACACUCUAGCAUUUCCUCGUCUGAGGGAAUUUCUGGUAUGGCACUGGAACAGCAGGGGUCUUGGGGAGGAAUAUUUUCCUCGUCUUGGGGAGGAUUAUUUUCCUCGUUUUGGGGAGGAAUAUUUUCCUUGUCUUGAGGAGUCCUAUUAGACUCCCUAGAUGUAUUAUGCAUAAGCGCCAAGUUGGGGCUAGUAGACCUAUUCGCCGCAUCCCGCUUUGAUUCUAACAUCCUAUUGGACCUGGCAUCGGUUUUUUGUGAAGGCCUAAUGGACCUUUAGGACUUUAGACUUAACCCUCUUAGAUUCAUAAUGUUUCUUACUUGAGUCUGAGGAUUCUGAGGAAGAAGAAGGACUCUGCUUUCGCUCCCUACUAAGCAGUUUGUCAAGCCUAAAGAGGCGCUCCUCCAACUCCGAUUGGGAUUUUCGGAAUCUGUGGGAUCUCUCAGAUGUUGAUCUACACCAUUUAAACCUCAAUUUCGGAAAAAGUAACUUUUAUUUAGGAAAAUGUAAAGUCAUUUUCGGAAAAAGUCAAAUCAAUUUCAGAAAAAGUAAAUUUAAUUUCGGAAAAAGUAAAUUCAAAUUCGGAAAAAGUAAAUUCAAAUUCGGAAAAAGUACAUUCAAUUACGGAGAAAGUAAUGUUAUUUUUAAGAAUAAUUCGAAUUGAUAAAAAGUAAAUUUAGCAGUGACUACAGUAUAAACCUCCAGUCGAACCCGUACCCUGACGGGUUCGAUUUCAAUCAUUGUACUUUAACUUGGUUCUACACCAUUUCAACCUCAAUUUCGGAAAAAGUAACUUUUAUUUAGGAAAAUGUAAAGUUAUUUUCGGAAAAAGUCAAAUCAAUUUCAGAAAAAGUAAAGUUAAUUUCGGAAAAAGUAAAUUCAAAUUCGGAAAAAGUAAAUUCAAAUUCGGCAAAAGUAAGCUAUGAAUGAAUUAACAUUUUCCUACUUUGAAUUUACUUUUUCCGAAAUUAACUUUACUUUUUCCGAAAUUACCAUUACUUUUUCUGAAAUUGAUUUGAGUUUUUCCGGAAAUGACUUGACAUUUUCCUAAAUAAAAGUUACUUUUUCCGAAAUUGAGGUUGAAAUGGUGUACAUACAUAGAGGAUGACAUUAAAAACGAAACAGAAGAAUCAGAUAUUGAAUUAAUAGAUCCAAAUAAAGGAAUAUUUAUAAUGGAAAAAGAACAUUCGAGUAACAUCAAUUUAUCAAGACAAGAUGUUAUGAGGAAGUUUCAGUGUUACACUUGCAAUGCUACAUUUAAAACCAAAUCAAAUUUGGAACAUCAUUUAAUAACACAUUUGGAUAUUUGUCCUUUCGAAUGUAACACUUACAAAGCGGAAAAAAAUGAGUUACAGCAUCACAUAUCAACACUCUCGGAUAUUUUUCCUUUUAAAUGUGACACUGGUAAGAAAAAAUUUAAAGGAAAAGGUGAUUUGAACGCACACAUAUUAACACAAUCGGAUGAGAAGAAUUUUAAAUGCAACAUUUGCAAAGCAAAAUUUAAAAGAAAAGGCAGUUUGAAGAGACACAAACUAACACACGGAUGAGAAGAAUUUCAAAUGCAACAUAUGCAAUGCAAAAUUUAAACAAAAAGGUAAUUUAAAAAGGCACAUAUCAACAGACUUUGAUAGUUAUCUUUUUGAAUCUGACAUUUGCGGAGCAAAAUUCAAAGGAAAAGACUGUUUGAAGAGACACAAACUAACACAUUCUGAUAUUUAUCCUUUUAAAUGUGACACAUGCAAUGCAAAAUUUGAACACAAACGUAGUUUGAAAAGCCACAUAUUAACACACUCGGAUGAGAAGAAUUUUAGAUGUAACAUUUGCAAGGCAAAAUUUAAAAGAAAAGGCAGUUUGAAGAGACACAAACUAACACCCUUGGAUGAGAAGAAUUUUAAAUGCAACAUAUGCAAUGCAAAAUUUGUACAAAAAGGUAAUUGGAGAAGGCACAUAUCAACAGACUUCGAUAGUUAUCUUUUUGAAUCUGACAUUUGCGGAGCAAAGUUCAAAGGAAAAUACUGUCUGAAGAGAAACAAACUAACAAAUUCUGAUAUUUAUCCUUUUAAAUGUGACACAUGCAAUGCAAAAUUUGAACACAAACGUAGUUUGAAAAGGCACAUAUUAACACACUCGGAUGAGAAGAAUUUUGAAUGCAGCAUUUGCAAAGCAAAAUUUAAAAGAAAAGGCAGUUUGAAGAGACACAAACUAACACACUUGGAUGAGAAGAAUUUUAAAUGCAACAUAUGCAAUGCAAAAUGUAAACAAAAAGGUAAUUUGAAAAGGCACAUAUCAAUAGACUUCGAUAGUUAUCUUUUUGAAUCUGACAUUUGACAUGUACAUACAGAUGGUUUAUUAUUUUAUUCUCUCAAUAGUGACAUGUGUUUCGCGCAUAUGAUCAUCAUCAGACCUACAAAAUAAUAGUACACUGAUUGGAAUCGAAUCCUUCCGGGUAUACGGGUUCGACCGGAGGUAUAUAGUUUAUAGUCAUUGCUAAAUUUACUUUUUAUCAAUUCGAAUUAUUCUAAAAAAUAACAUUACUUUCUCCGUAAUUGAAUGUAGUUUUUCCGAAUUUGAAUUUACUUUUUCCGAAAUUGAAUUAACUUUUUCUGAAUUUGAAUUUAUACUUUUUCCGAAAUUAACUUUACUUUUUCUGAAAUUGAUUUGACUUUUUCCGAAAAUGACUUUACAUUUUCCUAAAUAAAAGUUACUUUUUCCGAAAUUGAGGUUGAAAUGGUGUAGAGCUGGAUCCUGAAGGGCGGCUCAUUAUUUGUAAAUUUUGUUAAAUUUUUUAUAACAGUGAAAACAACGUGGUUUGUGUUCGCACUAGAAACUGAUAAUCACGAUUUGGCGGCACUUGUGAAAGCGACUUCUUCCAAACUUGUGAUGACAGUUUGCCAGUGCGAUACUACCCAGUUUCUAAGUGAUAUCAUAGGACAGGCCAACAUCUUGAAAUUUUUAAUUUACUAUCUUUGGGGCGAAUAUUAAAAUGUUUUGUUGUAUUAUAAAACUCCUCCUAGCAUGAGUCACUACACUUCUUGUGAACAAUAUAAAAACGUCCCAGAAGCAACAAUAACGUUGAAAGCAUUCCUAAUCUGCAUAAACGUCAAAACACUGCCAUCUGUUAUUCAAAAGUGUCAUAGAAAGGAUUUUAUUUAUUUUUUCAAGGCGUUAAUUUCUCGAUAAGUUAUUAUAGGGAAAUUCGUCAAACACAGGACCAAUUCAAUACAACGCAAAAGUGAGAAUUUUCUCAUAUUUUUGAAGCCCUCGAAAAAAAUCACUCUUUAACUCUAAAAAGCUGCGCGGAUAUGCGCUAGUAAAAGCCAAGUUCGUUCAAAUUCAUAGUCUUAUUUUAGCAGGGUGGGCAAAUGAAAAAGGAACAAAGUUUGAUUAUUUAUUACGGUUUUGUGUCUAAAUAGAAUGCUUCCAAAUUUGUAUAUUUUUUUAAAAAAAGAACUUUCAUUUGUUCAAGGGUGAAGAUGUAAUCUUGACCCACCCCUGCCAAUUUUCGUGAUAUAGAACGUGUAUUUGACUGGUGAACGCAUGGAAAAUAAUAAAUUCCCUUUUGUCCCUAUCUCCUUCUACACCCUCGAACUGAAUUUAUUCAGAUAAUUGUGAUUGUGUUCUGUCUUACUUUAUUUUGACAAGAGCAAAUAGUCCAAUGUAAAAAGCUAGAAGAAUAUUUAUUGAAAAUUCUUUUAGUUUUCCUUCAGCUCGAUUUUGGAAGUGUAUUUAUGUUUUGUAUCUCUUUGAAUAUGAAACAAAAAGAUCUGUAAAUUAGGACUUAUUUCAAUUUUAAAUGUUUUUAGAUGAUAACAUAAAAUAUUAUGGAAUCAUUAACAUAGACCAGUGAAUUGUGUUUUUAUAAUAGUGAUUUAGAGAAAAAGAAACUUUUCAGUGUCAGUGUACAUUUUUCCCCCCUCAACAAUUUUGACAUUUUAUGUAUUUGAGUGUAAAUUUAUUUGUCGGUGUAACGAUUUUCCCCACCCAGACCCAUCCUGUGUAAUUGGUUACUUGGUGUUAUGUAGCCAAAUUUAUUUUUCUGUCGCUAAAAUAAUUCUUUCUGAAUCAAGCGCCGAAAUUCUCUCUGAUCUUUUAUAUUUUGUAUAUAAAUGCAUCUUAAGCACAAAUUAUUUUUUUUCUUAAAACGAAAAGGUGCCAAAUAAACAAAAUUUACCAAAAAAUUUGGCUGCAUAACAAUAAUUGUAAUGAAAAGCGUAAAAAAAUAAAUAAACAAAACUAAACUAUUGUCGACAAAAAGCCAUCAUACAUCAGAAGGAAAUCCGCGUAUUAGAACAAACAAAAAAAAAAGCUAAACUAUCAUCCUGUUGUGUUAAUUAUUAUUUAAAUGUUUUUUUCUCCACUAUUAUUAUUAUUGAUUAAAUUUUAAAAAUUUGUCAUUCUAAUUAAUUAUUGUUGUUUAUAUGUAUGUUAAUUUUACACAAUGUUAACCUAUUUUUACAUAGAUCAUUUUUAUAUAUAUUUUUUUUUUUUUGUUAUUUAUCGUGCUAUAGUGCAAUAUUUUUACUUGAACGCCUUCGUAGACCACAAAAAAAAAAAAAAAUUGAUUUGUGUCUAGUUUUGAUUGGUCAGCAUAUAGGAUUUUAACAGAUUUAAUUGGAUUGUAUAUACAUAAAAUAUGCUAAAGAAAAACAGUUUUUGUCUACUAGUCCCUUAGAGAAUGACGUUUUCAGCCUUUGAAUUAUUCUUUUGUAUUUUAUUAAUAUGAUCCUCGCUCAAAGCAUAGCAACAAAUACAAUUCAGAUAUAGUAUAAUUGAUAUCAGUCUAUCUUGGAAUGAACUAAACGAAGAAGUUGAUGGAAAUUUUAGGAACAUAAGGAAAAUGAUAUAACUCAGAAACUAGAAAAAUAAAAAACAAAAUAGACUAGGAGAAGUUUAUGAAAUACCAAAUAUCAAUGAGGAUGAUACAAGAUCUCGUUUUCGGAAAUAAAAAAAAAAAUCCGAUUAUCCACUAAUUUCCAUACAGCAGUUACUGAUCGAACUGAUCCUAGAUUAUCUUCUUAUCAACCUGUUUGAAUAUUUUUCCAUUUCUGCCUGCCAAUAUCUAUUUUCAUCCAGUUUCUUCCAACAAUCUUUUGGAUGUCUAAAAUCUUCCACUUCCACAUAUUUUCCAUAAGCACCUUACAUAGAUUGUUCUGCAUAUAUGAGAAAACGAUGGUCACUAGUGACAUUAAUUCUGCCGGAAGGGUAUCAGUAUUUCUUUUUCGAAUUAUUGAACUAAAAAAAAAUCCUAUUUGUCGACCACUCAAAACUAUGUGUAUUUCAUAUUAAAUAUUUAUUUAGGAUAUUUUGUACAAUCAACCAAGAAAAAAAAACACCAAAGUGCGCAGGACCAAAAUACCCCAAAACCUUUAAACAGGUAUUGGUUUCUCAGUCCGGUCGUGAGUACUUUGCGUUUUUUUUCUUUUUUUUUUUUUAAUUUAGAAAAAUUCACUUUGUUGUUUAAGAAGAUGCGAGACCCCCUUUUCCCUACUUAGCAAGUUUGUUUUGUAAAGUACUUAAAAGGUAGUUGAAAAAAUAAAAAAAUGAAAAACGCAGAAUUAAAUAAAAAUAUACGUAAGGUAAAAUUAAACAAACUAAACAAAAAUGGAAAGAUUCUUAUGUGGAUUUUGUCGUUUUUUAUUCGCUUAGAUGGCGCUGUAUGAUGAAGUGUUCAAUAUUUUGCUUUUUAUAUAAUACAUUUUUUUUCUUUUUGUAUAGGUUUAAGACAUAAUUGUACAUACAUAGUACAGCAAAGAAAGAGUAAUGGAUUUACGCACAUUUUUCGAGUUAUAUUGACAGUCUCUGUGGACUAACAUUUUUUUGCUGCACUAUAAAGAUCUCUAUUUAUAAAAUUAAACAAAUUGUGGCUCAAAUUGAGGCUUUUGUCAAUGAUUUAAGCGAAUGAUUUGUUAUACAGUGUCGUUUAAAACUAAAAAAAAAACUGUACUAAGGAAUAAAAAGUGUUAUAUGGUAAGCAAAGA
Ceutorhynchus assimilis (cabbage seed weevil) is the source of this 18421-nucleotide messenger RNA. The record is from the annotation of a GenBank genome assembly. NCBI's taxonomy places the organism in Eukaryota, Metazoa, Arthropoda, Insecta, Coleoptera, Curculionidae.